AUAUUAAUUCAAUAAAAAUCAAUAAUUACCUUAAAACACGAAACUGAAAGAAAAAGACCACACACUUCCUUCUACUGGAAUCAUCCAUGGCUUCUCUGUUAGCUAACGGUAUUUCUCGCUUUUCUCCACAACCCAUUUCGGAUUCAGCUAAACUACACAAACCCUUUUCGCUUCCUCUUAAACCUGCCUUUAACAAAGCCCCAAAACCGGCUAAUUUUGUCAAGAUCCGAGCUGAUGUCGGGUUUGAUUCCAAGACCCGAAAUACAGAUUCAGGUAAUAAUAUUUCAACUUCAACAACUAGUUCUGAUGAUAAAAUCCGUGAAAUUCUCCGUAAUCGUGAUUACGACAAGAAAUUUGGUUUUACUAUGGAUAUUGAUUCAUAUUCAAUCCCUAAGGGACUUUCUGAGGAAACAAUUAGGUUAAUUUCUUCGCUUAAAGAAGAACCUGAUUGGAUGCUUGAAUUUAGAUUAAAUGCUUUUGAGAAAUUCUUGAAAUUGAAAGAGCCCAAAUGGUCUGAUAAUCGUUACCCAUCAAUUGAUUUUCAAGAUAUCUGUUAUUAUUCAGCUCCUAAAAAGAAACCAACUUUGAAUAGCCUUGAUGAAGCUGACCCUGAACUACUUAUGUAUUUUGAUAGACUUGGUGUUCCUUUGAAUGAAAGGAAUAGAUUGGCUAAUGUUGCUGUUGAUGCUGUUCUGGAUAGUGUUUCAAUAGCUACUACUCAUAGGCAGACUUUAGAGAAAGCUGGUGUUAUUUUUUGUUCUAUAUCCGAGGCCAUCAAGGAGUAUCCUGAUUUGGUGAGGAAGUAUUUGGGGAGAGUUGUGCCUAGUGAGGAUAAUUAUUACGCUGCUCUGAAUUCUGCUGUUUUCAGUGAUGGGUCUUUUUGUUAUAUACCAAAGGAUACAAAGUGUCCCAUGCAGAUUUCUACUUAUUUUAGGAUUAAUGCUAUGGAAACGGGACAGUUUGAGAGGACUUUGAUUGUUGCUGAUGAUAGGAGUUUUGUGGAGUAUUUAGAAGGGUGCACUGCACCAUCUUAUGAUACAAACCAGCUUCAUGCAGCCGUAGUUGAGUUGUACUGUGCUGAAGGUGCUGAGAUUAAGUACUCAACAGUGCAGAACUGGUAUGCUGGUGACGAGGAAGGAAGGGGCGGGAUUUACAAUUUUGUUACAAAGCGAGGACUUUGCUCUGGGGAUAGGUCUAAGAUAUCCUGGACUCAGGUGGAGACAGGUUCUGCAAUUACUUGGAAGUACCCCAGUGUCGUUUUAGAGGGGGAUGAUACUGUCGGAGAGUUCUAUUCUGUUGCUUUGACUAAUAAUUAUCAGCAGGCGGAUACAGGGACAAAGAUGAUACACAAGGGAAAGAAUACAAGGAGUCGAAUUAUUUCAAAGGGUAUAUCAGCUGGAAAUUCUAGAAACUGUUAUAGGGGACUUGUUCAGAUUCAAUCAAAGGCAGAGAAUGCACGCAACUUGUCACAGUGUGAUUCAAUGCUUAUCGGUGAUACUGCAGCUGCCAAUACCUAUCCUUAUAUUCAGGUGAAGAAUCCCACAGCUCGUGUUGAACAUGAAGCCAGCACUUCCAAAAUUGGCGAAGAUCAGCUGUUUUACUUUCAGCAGAGGGGAAUUGACUAUGAAAAGGCCAUGGCUGCCAUGAUUUCUGGGUUCUGUCAGGAUGUAUUCAAUGAGCUUCCUGAUGAAUUUGGUGCUGAGGUGAACCAGCUGAUGAGCCUGAAGCUUGAAGGAUCAGUGGGUUAAGAUGCAAGAGAGACAUAGCUGGAAAUCCUGACCUUUUUUUGAUGAUGAGAAAAGGUUUGUAAGGUUUGAUUUGUAAAUGCACCACGGUAAAGAGUUGUAUACUAGGUAGUUCCGUAUUAACUCAUGAACCAUCUGCAACUAUUUGUCUAGCCAAAAAAAAAAAAGGGACAAAUAAAAUUAGGAAAUCUUAUGUAAAUUUAUAAUAAAUGCAAUAAAUGGUAUUAAUACUGAGAUUUGACAUUA
Molecule: messenger RNA, 1991 nt
Organism: Ricinus communis (castor bean)
Lineage: Eukaryota; Viridiplantae; Streptophyta; Magnoliopsida; Malpighiales; Euphorbiaceae
Product: UPF0051 protein ABCI8, chloroplastic
Exons: 2
Coding region: 87-1748 (553 amino acids)
Biological process (GO): iron-sulfur cluster assembly
Source: RefSeq, a predicted model, not a curated record